This is a messenger RNA of Purpureocillium lilacinum, 1218 nucleotides long. NCBI's taxonomy places the organism in Eukaryota, Fungi, Ascomycota, Sordariomycetes, Hypocreales, Ophiocordycipitaceae. The record is from RefSeq and is a predicted model, not a curated record.
AUGAAGGCACUCGUCCUCACGACGGCGAAGCGGCAGGCUGUGGUCGAGGAGAUUCCCCGCCCCACGCCCGGGCCGGGUGAGGUCCUCAUCCGCGUGCGGGCCGUUGCGCUCAACCCCGUCGACGAGCUAUACGUGUCGAACCCGAUUGCGACUCAGGAGAAGCGUGUCGUUGGCACCGACUUUGCCGGUGUUGUCGAGGGCGCGGGCUCGGACCUUGCCGACUCCUCCGACCCCAGGACGCGGCCCGGGACUCGCGUUGCUGGGUUCCUUCAAGGAGGUGCGACUACCCUGAUCUUUCUGUUGUCUGGACUGAUGGGCCGCUUCAUGAAUUGGCCGCCUACCUGCUCUACCAAUGACCGUCCUGGCGCCUUUGCCGAAUACAUCGUUGCUCCGCACGAUCUCAUCUGGCAGGUCCCCGCCAGUCUGUCGUUCGAGGCAGCGUCAGCGGUCAGCAUGUGCGGACUGACUGCCGCCCAAGGUCUCUUCCCGCGACUCGGCCUCCCAAGUCCGUUCGGUAACCUCGGCGGCACCCCAAGCCAGGAUACCCUGAACGUGUUUCUCUACGGCUCUUCGACCUCCCUCGGCCUCUACGCUGCUCAAUUUGUCCACCUCUCGGCGUCCGUGUCCGGGCAGCGCAUUCGCCUCAUCGGCGCGGCCAGUGCCUCUAAGCACGACUUUCUGCGCGCGAAGCCGUAUAGCUACGAUGUUCUCGUCGACUACCGCGAUCCUGACUGGGUAGACAAGGUCAAGGCCGCGACAGGCGGCAAGGGCGCGGACCUGGCCAUGGAUUGCAUCUCGGAGCAGCCCACCAUUUACAGGACCGCCGAAGCUCUCCAUUCAUCUGGAAAGCUCGCAGUGUUCCGCGGCCCUGCUGGAGGGGGCUACGACCUCGCACAGGUCUGUGUGAAGCCCAUUUACGGCGCGGUAUGGGAGGGACUCGGAGUCGAGAUUGGCUACAAUGCUGGCAUCAUUCCUGCGAGCCCAAAGGCGAGGGAGUUCGCUACCCACUUCUUCAACUUCCUCAGCUCUCAGGCCAAGGAGGACAAGGUGGUGCUUGAGCCGAACCCCGUGAGAGCUAUGCCCGGCGGGCUUGAAAGGAUCGUCCCGGAUGGAUUCGCGCUGCUCGGCUCGGGGUCAGUGACGUCAAGAACGACUCUCAAGCGAGAUGAGCCUUACAUGAAGCCCAUCAGCGGCGAAAAGGUGGUUUACAGUAUUUAG